Molecule: messenger RNA, 3317 nt
Organism: Phasianus colchicus (ring-necked pheasant)
Lineage: Eukaryota; Metazoa; Chordata; Aves; Galliformes; Phasianidae
Source: RefSeq, a predicted model, not a curated record
CGUGGUGGGAUGGCAAUGGCAAAGACACUGAGGUCCAGAGAAGGACCCACCUCUUUUCCCAGCUAACAACAGUAGGACGAGGGGUGAUGGUCACGUGUUGUUCCAGGGGAGGUGCAGGUUGGAUAUGAGGAACAAUUUAUUCACCAAAAAAUGGUGAUACAUUGGCAUGGACUGCCCAGGGGGGUGGUGGGAUCACCAUCUCUGGAGGUAAGAACCACGAAGAGGUGGCACUUGAGGACGUGGUCAGAGGGCACGGUGGAGGUGGGCUGGGGUUGGUCUGGGGAUCUGAGAGGUGUUUUCCAGCCUUAAUGACUCCAUGAAUCUAUCAGUGGGCAUGGUGGGGAUGGUCUGAUGGAUGGACUUGAUGUCUUGGAUGUCUUUUCCAACCUUAAUGAUUCUAUGAUGAGCUGGAUGGAAAGGGAAAGCGACGUACAUAUCCCAUCCAUCCCCUUCAGAAUGCCAACAGCCCUCCAGUGUCCAUCUCUCUGAGCAGGGACACGGAUAGGAGCUCUGGAAGCAUCAUAGUGAAAGGGCUGGGCAAGGACCUGGGGACUAAAGAUAGGCGAGGCGGCAGGGCAGAGCAGCUCCUUGCUGCAGGAUGCCAGAUGUUUACGCAAGUUCCAGGAGAGAAUGUGAGGGUUUGUGGAGGGGAAAUCCAGUGUGAAAUUUUGAACAUACAGAAACUGUGAGCAAUUUGAGGGAACAGGAUGCUUGCCCUGUUCUCAGAGCCUUUCCUAGGCUUCCACUCAGCCGUAUCUGCCAAAGGGAGGAGAUGGCUGAAAUACGCCGUGGUCCAGCCCUGUUGUGUGCCCACGCUCUCCCUGCCCUUGCCUGGAGGAGGUGAUGCCACCACGGCUCCAUGGAGAAACCAAGAAGGAUCCAUGCUCUGGGCUUCUGCUAACAGCUCCUAUCAACCAGUACAUCUGCAAGUGAAAAGGCUGCAGCUGCUGCAACUGCUUAUCUGUAGGGUGUGAAACAAAUCUCUGUCACUUUGUCACGUCAGGUUUUUCCUUGAUGCUCUGUCUGCAGCAGUCUUUGCACGAGAAUGACAGCUUUCUGCUCAAGAAGGGCUCUGGGGGCAGGAGGGAGGGCGCAUUUCCCAGCAGCCAGCAUCAGGCCCAUUUCGUCAUCACCAGAGGAAGGAACUGCCAGUUUGGGGCAUGACCCCUCCUAUAGGGCCAGCGGAUGGGCAGUAUCCCAAACCCUCCUCCCCACAGACCAGGGACAGAGGCAGCCCUGGGCGCCAUCCUUCUGAGGGUGGAGGGGCAGUGAAGCAUUGUUUAAUGGGGAACAAUCACAUCUGGAGUCAGUGGAGUCCAGUUGAGUUGAGUCAAGACCAGUAGAGUCCACUUGAGUGAAGUCUGGUGUUGUCAAGCUCAGUGGAGACAAGUCCAGUAGAGCAGAAUCAAGUUGAGUUGAGUUCUGUAGAGCCCAGUAGAGUAGAACGGAGUAAUUCAGGUGGAAGGGACGUACAAGGAUCACCAAAUCCAACUUCCUGAUCACUUCAGGGCUAACCAAAACUUCAAGUAUUUUAUUAUGGGCAUUGUCCAACAGCCAGAAGGCGCCUUGCUAGGAAGCCUGAUCCAUGUUUGAGCACCCAAACUAGAAAGAACACAUAGAAGGGUGUCUUUUUCCAUACACAGCAGGGCUCCAAAGCAGCAGAGCAGGGGCCUCGUGGUGCCAGCAGUGGUGUUGCUGUGCAGCUCCCUGCCCUCAGCCAGCCAUAACCUACGUGGUGUUUUGGGGGGCUGCUCCUUGGGCUCCGACCGCAUCUACCAAGAAGAAGUAGGAGGGUCCUCGGGGCCUUCUUGGAGACGGUACAUCAUGUAAAAGAAAUCUUUGUUUUGCAAGGCUCAUGAUAACAUCAAGAGAUGCAAAGAGUUGCGAAAACAACAACAACACGGGCUGCAGUGUGAUGGGGUGGACGUGCUCCCUACAGCCUCCAGCUCAGAGGCCAUGGGAUAACGCAGCCUUUGGGUCCAGGAGGGCUCCAGGUACCCCAAAUCCACCCCACAUGGAGGUGGACCAUUGCCCAAAGCUGCCUGAAUUCCCCUCUCAGAUUGCUGAGGUUUGCACUUUGCAGUGAGAUUAAUCAGAUGAAGUGCGACCUCUGUGGUUUCCUGGAGUCUCGUCUCAGGGUAUAAAUUCUUCCUGAGAGCAGGAAGAGACCCCACUCACAGCCUCACCCCUGGGGCAUCCUCGAGGCCAUGCAGCACCCACAGAGACUCCUGCUGACCAUCCUGCUGCUGGCGUGGCCUCUGGACACGGCUGGUCACUCCUGGAGCCGGUUGGACCGGGGCGGCCGGGCUCUGGCUCAGUCCAGGCCAUACAUGGCUUAUCUGCGGGGCAGGGAUGGUGGAUUCUGCGGGGGCUUCCUGGUGGCCCCUGGCUGGGUGAUGACGGCCGCGCAGUGCUACAGCCUCAGACCCCUGACCGUCAUCCUCGGAGCCUGCGACAUCCAGAGGAAAGAGGAGAGCUGGCAGGAGCUGCAGGUGCAGAAGUACCACUGCCACCCACAGUACACGAAUCGCGAGGAGGGGCACGACAUCCUCCUGCUGGAGCUGAAAAGCAAAGCCGUCGUGAACGACCGCGUGAGGCCCAUCUCCUUCUCAAACACGAGGUUUCCCGGAGGGGCGACGUGCAGCGUCGCCGGGUGGGGGCGCGGAGCCUCCAAUGCUGCCCUCUGUGAGGCCAACGUCACCAUCAGCAAACAGAGGGACUGCUUCACCAUCUACCCCGGCCUCGCCGAUCACGUCCUGUGUGCCACCAGCAGCAGCAACGGGGUUCCUGAUGAGAGAUAUACUGGGAGCCCCCUCGUGUGCAACAACAGAGCCUACGGGAUCUACUCCUACCCCUACCGGCAGCGCAUGUCCUUCUACACAGACAUCAGACCCUACCUGCCCUGGAUCAGCCGUGUGAUGAAGUCCUGAGGUGGCAGUGGCUGCUCUCACCCCACGCGGCGCCCAUUGCCCUCCUGCUGCCACUCCAUCCUCCCCAGGGAAGCCCCCCGGGAUCCCCCUUCUGGUGUAGAGCCCCGUUUGCAGGGUGGGCUGCACACCCAGAGGAGGGGCUGCAGCUCUCAGGACGCAGCGAGCAUCUCCUCCUCCUCCCUGCUGUGUGGCACCCGGCUGCUUUCAUUCACCACCCAUUUGUGACACCCUCCAUCCUUUCCCUGCCUCCUUUCCCCCCUCCUGCUGCAGCUCUGUUGUAAUAAAGACAGAAAACCAAUAAAGUGCAUCUGCUUUGAAGUCCUUUUCCCUGCGGUGACGUGGAUCUGUGGCAGCCUCCAGCCCUGAGCAGCUCGGGGAUGGGGAGGG